Hypomesus transpacificus is the source of this 1956-nucleotide messenger RNA. RefSeq names its product zinc finger protein 658B-like. Lineage: Eukaryota; Metazoa; Chordata; Actinopteri; Osmeriformes; Osmeridae. The transcript has 3 exons. The record is from RefSeq and is a predicted model, not a curated record. The coding region runs from base 93 to 1763 and encodes 556 amino acids.
UAGCUACCCUGUUUGCUAUUGCAUAAUGCCUGUUCAAAAUACGUAUUUCAGAGUAGGGCUAGCCAUGAUCUAGAAGUUGAUUGAAGAUAAUAAUGGGAAUAUGUUUAAGUUUGAGAUUGGACUCAAAUGUGGGUAAUUGGAUGUGUAAACCUACAUGUUAUUUUUGCUUAGCGUUCACUUCAAAUAUUAAAAGAAAGGGUGAGAUAGCAGACUUCUUCAAAAAGCUGAGCAAACAGGAUCAGGUGGAAAUAGACCCCAGUCCUUGCACCACCCCAAGACCUCAGAGCAGCAUACUAGUCAUUCACAGCAGAAUCCACAAUGGAGAGAAGCCCUACAGCUGUGACCUCUGUGGUGAAACUUUUAGCAAAUAUAGCAGUUUAACAGUUCACCACAGAAUCCACACUGGAGAGAAGCCCUACAGCUGUGAAGUCUGUGGUAAAACCUUUAGAAGUGCUAACAAUUUCACAGUUCACAGCAGAAUCCACACUGGAGAGAAGCCCUACAGCUGUGACCUCUGUGAUAAAACCUUUAGCAGUGCUAGCAAUGUCACAGGUCACCGCAGGAUCCACACUGGGGAGAAGCCCUACAGCUGUGACCUCUGUUGUAAAACCUUUAGAUUGACUAGGCAAUUAACAGUUCACCACAGAAUCCACACUGGAGAGAAGCCCUACAGCUGUGACCUCUGUGGUAAAACCUUUAGCAGUGCUAGCAGUUUCACAGUUCACAGCAGAAUCCACACUGGAGAGAAGCCCUACAGCUGUGACCUCUGUGGUAAAACCUUUAACCACACUAGCAAUCUCAGAGUUCACUGCAGGAUCCACACUGGAGAGAAGCCCUACAGCUGUGACCUCUGUGGUAAAACAUUUAGCCAUGCGUGCAGUGUCACGGUUCACCGCAGAAUCCACAUUGGAGAGAAGCCCUACAGCUGUGACCUCUGUGGUAAAACCUUUAGCAAUGCUGGCAAUUUCAGAAAUCAUAGCAGGAUCCACACUGGAGAGAAGCCGUACAGCUGUGACCUCUGUGGUAAAACCUUUAGACAGACUGGGGAUUUGACAGUUCACCGCAGAAUCCACACUGGAGAGAAGCCCUACAGCUGUAACCUCUGUGAUAAAACCUUUAGCCACGCUGGCCAUUUCAGAAAGCACAUGAGGAUCCACACUGGAGAGAAGCCCUACAGCUGUGACCUCUGUGGUAAAACAUUUAGCCGGAUUGACACUUUCAGAGCUCAUAGCAGGAUCCACACUGGAGAGAAGCCCUACAGCUGUGACCUCUGUGGUAAAACAUUUAGGUGGGUUGGGCAUUUCAAAGCUCAUAGCAGGAUCCACACUGGAGAGAAGCCCUACAGCUGUGACCUCUGUGGUAAAACAUUUAGCCGGAUUGACACUUUCAGAGCUCAUAGCAGGAUCCACACUGGAGAGAAGCCCUACAGCUGUGACCUCUGUGGUAAAACAUUUAGCCGGAUUGACACUUUCAGAGCUCAUAGCAGGAUCCACACUGGAGAGAAGCCCUACAGCUGUGACCUCUGUGGUAAAACAUUUAGGUGGGUUGGGCAUUUCAAAGCUCAUAGCAGGAUCCACACUGGAGAGAAGCCCUACAGCUGUGACCUCUGUGAUAAAAGCUUUAGCCAGGAUUGCAAUUUCAGAGCUCAUAGCAGGAUCCACACUGGAGAGAAGCCCUACAGCUGUGACCUCUGUGGUAAAACCUUUAGCCGGGCUGACCAUUUCAGAGCUCAUAGCAGGAUCCACAACAGAGAAAAGAUUUAAGCAGCCCACACUGACUAUUUAUGUCAAACAAAUGACAUAUUGAAGAGUUUCUUGCACAGCUAUGAUAGAAAAACGAAGGGGGUGAAUUAGUCCCAGCAGGCACCACCUGAGAGAACUUCUAUAAGACCCACAGUUGGAAGAACUACUGGCCUGCACCUAAUUGGACAGCACAUGCAGAAGAUCAAUAACCAGG